CAUCACCACAACAUCAAUAUACCCUAUCCAUUUACGAUAACUUUUUAUUUAUUUGACUUUCACCUCGCAAAUUGAAGCAAGAUGUUCUACAGCGACGUCAUCUUGUCAAAACGCGGUCCUUUGGCUAAGGUAUGGCUUGCUGCUCAUGCUGAGCGAAAGUUGACAAAAUCACAACUAUUACAAACGGAUAUCGAACAGACAGUUUCUUCUAUAAUUGGUCCUGAUGUGGUUCCUAUGGCACUACGUCUAUCCGGUCAAUUGUUGUUGGGUGUCGUUCGCAUAUAUUCAAGAAAGACAAAGUAUCUAUUAGAAGAUUGCAACGAUGCUGUUAGCAAGCUGAAAACUGCUUUCCGAAGCGGUGCAAUCGAUUUCACAGCAGAUUCAGCUGCUGCCGCUGCCGCUGCUGGAGAUGUCCAAGGACAACAACAUAACAACGUCACACUUCCAAAUACACGAACAGCAUACGAUUUAGCUUUACCCGAUCCAGCUUUGGAAGGAUGGGAUGCAGAAAGUUCUGUGGGAGGAGAUUUGUCAAGUAGAAGAUCGAUUGCACGUUCUGAUCGGUAUACCGCCAGACCGGAAGAUAUCACGCUUCGAAGAUAUUUCGACCCUGCUGGUUCGGGAAGUGCAAGGAAUAGCGAUUCUUUCGGUUGGGCGUCAGGUGAAUUCUUUGAUCCCGACGCUUCCAAUGGAGAAUUUCAUUCACCACGUCCUGACGUAUUGCAAAGACGUGAUUCACAGGGCAGACUGAUUGAUGAAAAUGGAGACUUGAUUUUGGAAGGAGAUGACGAUGCUUCCAGUAUUGGUAUUGGACGUGACGCACAAAUGCAAAUGGGAGGUGCUAGACCAAGCUUGACAGCAGGAGAUUUGACAGGAUUCGAUAGUCUAGGCAUGGAUGAUUUCAUGAUGGCAGACGAUCUUGCCGGUGGUAUCUCUGGAGCAGGAGAAGGUGGUUUGGAUUUGGGAUUGGAAGAAUUUGACGCUCAGAGACGAUCAAUGACACCAGUACGCGACACACGUUCAUCUUCGGUCAGAUUGGAGAAUCUAUCACCAAGAACGACGCUCAGAGUACAACAAGCUGCUGAAAAACGAGCACAAGCAGCACAGAGGAAGCGCAAACAGAUCAUCGAUUCUCGAACUCAAUUGGAUGAUUCCACGCAAAGACGUCAAAUAACGCAAGGAACAGCUGGAAUCGUUUUGGCAGAACCAAGCUUUUUGCCAGCCAAACGCAGUCAUUUACACCUUUUGGAAUUGCAAGCCGAUCCUAUAAAAGGCGUUUUACCGUUCUCACAAGCAGACAAUGCAAGGCAGAUUUUUCACUCUGCUCGUACGUUAGCUCCUGAAUUGAGUAAGCUGUUCACAGUUGAUGCUUCAGCUUUGCUACGAAGACGGACUGAGUUGAUUGAGGAUGUUGCACAAGCACCCGCAAGGCCACAAAAGCGCAUUCGUGCCGAAGGAGAAGAAGAAGAGCAAGAAGAUGACUUUGCCAGUGAGAUCGGAAGACGUGCUGUUGAUACGCAAAUGCAACUUGGAGCGGGAGCAGAUUUAACAUUCGAAUCAAUGGACGAUUAUGAUCCAUUUGCCAAUCAACCAGAAGGUGAGAUUAGUCUAGGCCCAGGAGGUUUCGAUCUGGGAGAAGACCCUGUUGAACAAACUCAAACCGGAUUGAGAAGAUCGCAACGUAAGCGGCCAACGAACGUCCAAGAGGACCUGGAGGCAGAAGAAGAAAGAAGGAGACGGACAGCAUUCCAACAGGAGGGUGAUCUUGGCAGACUUGGAACGCCAGAAGAAGGUUCUAUAGUUGGCUCUUCCUAUGAAGAUGUUUCACCUACACCUUCUUAUCCUCUCCGUGCAUUUGAUGCACCUGCUGCCGGUGACGUAACUGCAGCUUCUUCCGCAUCAGCUGUGGGUAUGAGCAGAAACACGUUACGAGCAAUCAAGGUGUUGAAAACGCAGCUAUCACCUGAAGAUGAAGAAGAGGGUGAAAUGCAAUUCAGUGAAGUGACAAAGAAUGCUUCUCGUCGAGCUGCUUCUGCUUUCUUCUUUGAAAUUCUUGCUUUGGGUACAAAAGAUUGCCUGCGUGUAGAUCAAGAAGACCCUUUUGGUGAAAUUAAGAUUAAAGCCAAACCUGGCUUAUGGUCAAUGCAACGAUCUGGAAGCGUUGCUGUUUGAUUCUAUCCCCUCUUCUUUUGGAAGGUUGAUCUUGUUCUUUUAUCUGUAUUUAUCUUUUCAUGCUUUGCAAAUAUGCUA
Molecule: messenger RNA, 2250 nt
Organism: Meira miltonrushii
Lineage: Eukaryota; Fungi; Basidiomycota; Exobasidiomycetes; Exobasidiales; Brachybasidiaceae
Exons: 3
Coding region: 82-2172 (696 amino acids)
Biological process (GO): synaptonemal complex assembly; replication-born double-strand break repair via sister chromatid exchange; mitotic sister chromatid cohesion
Cellular component (GO): cohesin complex; synaptonemal complex
Molecular function (GO): protein binding; chromatin binding
Source: RefSeq, a predicted model, not a curated record